AUGGGAUAUAUUCUAACAGGCAUUGAUGGGUACAACUUCAAGAGGAAAACCCGAUCAGAUGUUAACGAAGACGCAACGCAGAAACGUCGCCGUUUAGAGUUGGCCAAGCAGCGUUCCCAGCUGCCACUAUAUCGCCUCCCAGAAGAGGUGCUUGAUAUCAUCUUUGUCAUGACAGGACCAUAUAAUGCAUUGGCGCAGACUCUGCGCUACUUCCACAACCUCUUCCAUUAUGAACAUUCCUCCACCCCGCCCCUAAUAUGUCAAAAAAACUUGCUGCUUGUGAUGCUGAUGUCACGAGCGUGGUACACUUUUGACGCUAACUAUUCUCUUGACUUGGAAAAGCUCGCCAAGAAGUUCACUCGAUACCGUACAUAUAUUGACCGACUGGAACUGAGGCGAGCGAAAGCCAUUCUUUCGGAUCUCGGGGCUUACAUUGUCCUCUUCAUUCGUAAUUCAUCCGUGUUGGUGGAUUCAGUGUUUGCUCAGAAGUUUAUGACGCUUGAAGUCUACAAGAAGGUUUUCAUGAAGAUGCUUCGUGACGCCAAUAGAACGGCCGAGACGUUUAUCUCCAAAAUCAAUAGCACCAUGGCACUGUACAUCACCCAAACUGCCAUUGAGCACCCGCUAUUCUUGAGUCCCCGUGAGUUGGUACAGGAGUCCCAGCGACGAUACCAAUUUAUUGAACUUGUGUUCAAACACUUGGCUAUGCUUCUUGAUUCGACAACUGAAGACCUUACAAUGGAGGCAAUUUCUGAAUUUAAAGAACCAAAAAAACUAGCCAUUGAUUUCAAAGCUGAUACCACGUUUACUGAUGAGCGCCUCAGCAUGCUAGCGGAAGUGUUGCCGCAAUCAGCAGGGUCUCUACGUGAGUAUCCCGAUGAGCUAGUAGCGGUGCUUGAACAAAACAAAUUGACGUAUAUGAAUCUUGGAGGAUCGUCACGGGCUCUUCCAGAACCGAUGUUUUGGAAAGGGUUAGCGGAUGCCCGACGUCGGGAGCUUUUGAUACCAUUGGUUGCUUCAGGGUGUGAAGUUGAUCAAACUCGUCUUAUGCUAGCCACCAUCGAAAGUUAUACCAACUCCACUAUUUCCUUCCCCCUUGCCGACGCUUUACAAGAAUUAUACAAACUUGACGUUGCUGAACCUUUGGCUGCGGUGCCCUUAAUUGAACUCUGCCACCAGUAUCCAGAUAAUGACCAGUAUACUGAGGCUUUGGUCAAAACGUUGGAGUGGGUAUAUUCUACUAGUCAGGGCCCGGAUGAGGAUAAUACUCUUUGGAAUGUAGUUGGACGACUUAAGGAUCGCCGUCUCGCCGAAAUUUUGUUUCGUUUUGACGACAGGCCUCUGCUGGAUAUUCUCGGUAUCUUUUGA
Molecule: messenger RNA, 1368 nt
Organism: Diutina rugosa
Lineage: Eukaryota; Fungi; Ascomycota; Pichiomycetes; Serinales; Debaryomycetaceae
Exons: 1
Coding region: 1-1368 (455 amino acids)
Source: RefSeq, a predicted model, not a curated record